Messenger RNA from Monopterus albus (swamp eel), 2093 nucleotides. RefSeq names its product tyrosine-protein phosphatase non-receptor type 5-like. Bases 464 to 2089 code for a protein of 541 amino acids. Gene Ontology annotation, cellular component: cytosol; plasma membrane; cell junction. The record is from RefSeq and is a predicted model, not a curated record. Gene Ontology annotation, molecular function: protein kinase binding; protein tyrosine phosphatase activity. Gene Ontology annotation, biological process: protein dephosphorylation; signal transduction. NCBI's taxonomy places the organism in Eukaryota, Metazoa, Chordata, Actinopteri, Synbranchiformes, Synbranchidae. The transcript has 12 exons.
CAAGGCUACCAUACAGCCUCUUGCUGCAUAUACCUAGACGAAGCUGCUGCCUGUGGAUCUCUCUCUCCUCCAGGAUACAAACAAAAGAAACCCAUCAGACUUUUAUAUUUCUCUCGCUCUUCCACGCAUAGACACACACAGAUAAAGAUUCUGCCUUUCCUAAGCUCGCACACACCCUUCGCCUCUCUCUGUUUUUUACUGUCGGUGUGUCUCCUUCCUUGAAACAACACUCCUUCUUCUCCCAAACAGAGGAGUAAUAAAGGGGUUGGUUCUUGGUGUUUGGCUCCUGGUCUUUGGCUCAGAGGGAGCAGAGUGGCAGAUGGCGAUGUGAAGGCGAGCUCAGUCAGAUUUGACUCUGCUGCACAAUGGCUGGAAACGGCUGGUUGUCACAGGAUACAGGAUUUAACUUGAUCAUGUGAUCUGACUCCCUCCCCAGUUCCCUGUCAUCUAUCAUUGGGGGAUCAUGACCUGCCGGCUGAGCAGCUCCACCCGUUCCCAUACAGAGGACUCCAUCUUCCUGAGGCCUGACGAAGACCCCGUCUGGCUAGAUGAACCUCCAAAGAUUGACAGAACCCCUAGAAAAGAUGGGCUGCCAGAAUGCAAAGAUGGACUCACAGGUGGUCAAAGCCCACAGGGGGAGGAAGUCUUUAUGCACAAGGUGUACACGCUAGUGAUUGAGAUCCACUGCUGGGCCGCACUGUUUGUCAUCUCCCAAGUCACGGGCUACUGGAUGUUUUUUGUUGUGGAAGGAAACGGCCCACUCUCUUCCAUCUACAAAUCCCUGCAAGUCAUCGACUUCUACCUUGGCUUCAUCUUACCGUGCCAUCCAAUUUUUGGAAUGGACUCUAUGGUGUUGAUGAAGGAAGUGGUAAACACCCAGCAGCACAACUGGAUUGUCCAUGGAACUUCAGGUGUUGGUGUGAUCAUCUGUGUUGUUAUGGUCAUCCACAUGGUGUGUAAGUGGUGUUAUGGCACUGGCUUGUGGUCAUCAGGAACAGUAUCAAGGGACAUUGGUGAUCGGCGUCAGUCUGUAAGCCGCCAACCCUCCUUCACCCUGUCAGAGUGGACGGACGCUCAGGAGGACCUACUGGACCUAGACCCUAUGCCUCAGACACCAGUCUUUGACAAUGACAUCAGGAUGGAGGGAGACUCCGCCACCCUCACUGUCACACCAGUGGGGCUUCAGGAGAGGAGAGGCUCCAAUGUUUCCCUGACCUUGGACAUGUGUACACCAGGCUGCACUGAGCCCUAUGGCUAUGGAGCCCAGCUCUCUCCCAGAGACCAGUCUGCCCAGGAGUACCUCCGACAGGGAACACAUGUCUUAACUCCAACCAUGCUACACACAAGGGCCAUGGAUGACCAGGGCCUUCAGGCUGAGUUUUAUGAAACUCCCAUGAACUUUGUGGACCCUAAAGAGUACAACUACCCAGGGCUGGUGAGAAAGAAUCGCUACAAAACCAUCUUACCCAACACACACAGCAGAGUGAUUUUGAAAUCACAGGAUGAAGACGAUUUCCUCACUACCUACAUCAAUGCUAAUUAUCUCAAAGGCUAUGGGGGUGAGGAGCAUGCAUACAUUGCCACCCAGGGUCCCACUGUGAACACAGUAGGGGACUUCUGGAGGAUGGUGUGGCAGGAGAAAAGCCCAAUAAUAGUGAUGAUCACCAACCUGGAGGAGAAAAAUGAGAAAUGUGCAGAGUACUGGCCAGAGGACACUGUGACCCACGAGGGCAUCGAGAUUGCCGUUGUCUCGGUAACACAGGAGGAUGACUACAGUCUGAGGGUGUUUACACUGAAGUGUGGGGGAGAAAAGCGCACUCUGCGGCAGUACUGGUACACUUCAUGGCCUGAUCAGAAGACUCCAGACAAGGCUCCGCCCCUGCUGGAACUAGUGCAGGAAGUGGAAAGGGCCCGAGAGGAAGCCCCGCCUUCCAGUGGCCCUAUAAUUGUCCAUUGCAGGUACAGAAGCAGCUUGUCUGUGAGUAAAAAAGGCUAUGCCCAGUUUUAUAUUGGAGGAAUCCUUUUUAAUAAAUCAACCACUCACCCACUUCUAAACUGCUCCUGUGUGAUUUCCCCAAGGAUGAUUUGAGAUU